Staurois parvus is the source of this 336-nucleotide messenger RNA. Lineage: Eukaryota; Metazoa; Chordata; Amphibia; Anura; Ranidae. The record is from the annotation of a GenBank genome assembly.
UGUAUUUCUCUGCUGUGCAGAGAAAUACACAGCAGCAUGCAUGUGCUUAUUGGCAGGAGAGAGAACUGUGUUGUUUACACACAGGUCUCUCUCCUGUCAGGAAACAUGCAGCUGUGUAUUUCUCUGCUGUGCAGAGAAAUACACAGCAGCAUUUUGGAAAACUUUAGGACACGCGCAGAACCUCUUGAUCCCCCCCCCCAGUUAACCCCUUCACUGCCCUGUCACCAGAGUCAUUAGUACAGUGUACAGAUUUUUUGCUGAUCACUGUGUUAGUGUAACCGGCAACUUCUGAUAGCGUUAGCAUCAGUUAGAGCCCUCCCAGAUAGCAUCAGAUUG